UCGAAACUCUCAUGGAAUCUUUGCCAAUUUUCACUGAAGCUUAAAUGUCUCGAUCAUGCCGUAGCUUGGAUGACAAAGUCCUUGGAUUGGAAAUCUGAGGAGGUGGCCUUAACUCACAGGAUAGGUGUGAUCAACAAAUAACUCGACGGUGGCAUUUUGGAUGACAAAGUCACUGGAGGCCUUAACUCACUGGAUAGGUGGCUGCCACCGGACUCGGUGCCGAUCAUCUACACAGCCAAUGAGAGACAACAAUGAAAAGUUAGCCAGGUAAGCCACCGAGCAAUCAGAACCCGCUGUGUCAGCCAUGGCGACCAGCCACCACCGGCUCGGCGAGUGCGGAGUAGGAGUUGGUGAUCUCAAUCGAAGAUCUUUAGGUAGAUGAACCAUAUUAGGACUCCCUUGGCCUCGUGGAAAAUAUGUCCAGCUGUUGACUAUUUGACUGUUGACCUAACAGCCGUCUUCUUCUUCAUCGUCUCUUCUUCCCCUCUCCUCUGCAGCUCUACCACCAGGCACCCACCCUCCUCACAGAAACCCUAAUCUUCCUCCUCCGUAGCUUUCUGGAUUCCCGCUCUCAGCCACCGCCAUGAAUUCAGCUCUUACUAGUCUCCCUUCUUCCUCCUUUCGUCUCACAACAUCCCCUUUCGCCUCUGCCCCAAAAACCCUAACCUUUCCUUCUCCUUCCUCGAAAGUCAACGCUGUCGUCCCUCCAAAGCUCCGGGAUUUCUCCUCUACAGGCCAAAAAUCCAUCAGGGCUUGUUCAUCUUCAGUCCCCGAAGCUCGUCCUCCUUCCUCUUCCCCGAAAAACCCGAUCCGCCGUGCCAUUGAGAACUCUGCAGCCGCCGCAGUGCUCCUCGCUGCUGCCAUCUCGUUCGCUGGGAAGCUCCCGGCUGCGAGGGCGGAGCCGCCCCCUCCGGCUGCAUUGUCCGAGCAGCAGGCCCUCGAAGAAGAUGAGCGGGCGUCUAAAUCCUCUGCCCUGCCCGAGUUCCUCGAGGCAAAUCCCGACUCCAUUGAGACUCUCAAGCAGCUCCUGCAGACUAAGCUGGAGAAUCGGGAGGACGAGGAAGCUCUCGCGUUGCUGAAACGCCUGGUGGCGGCGCAGCCUGCAGAGAUCGAACGGAAGUUCCUCCUCGCCCGGCUGCACAAUGAGAUGGGGGACACGCAAGCUGCUCGCCAAGUGUUCGAGGAAAUAUUGCAGAUGAACCCCUUGUCCUUUGAGGCAUUGUUCGAGAAUGCGCUGCUGAUGGACCGGUGUGGGGAGGGAGAGGCGGUGCUUAGCCGGCUCGAGGAGGCCCUGAAGGUGGCCGAGGGUGAGAACAGGGCCAAGGAGGCGAGGGACGUGAGGCUGAUAAUGGCCCAGAUGAGGUUUCUGCAGAAGGACGUGGAGGGAGCCUUGAGGAGCUACCAGGACUUGGUCAAAGAAGACCCAACCGACUUUCGUCCUUACUUUUGUCAGGGGAUGGUCUACAGCCUGCUGGAUCGGAACGAGGAGGCAAGGGAGCAGUUUGCCAAGUACAGGGAGCUCUCUCCUAGGAAGUUCGAGGUCGAGGGGUACCUGCGGACCCCACUGUCGAGGAUGAAGUUGUUCGGGACGGAUGAGAGCAAUUGAGGGAUUCCUCGAGUCGGGUUUUUGGUUCCUAUAAGAAUAAUCGGAUCUUGCAGAGGAUAGUUUAGAGUUGGACUAGUCUCUUGCAAGAGGAGGCAGAGUUAGUCGAAUUCCACCGGUAAUCCUGUCUAUUCUUUUUCUAGUAUACUGAUGAUCAUCAGCCUAAUAUGUAGUUCAGUUCAAAGCUUCCGAGGAUAAUUCUGUGUAAUAGCCAUAAUGUAUGUUGAGACAGUGAGAACUUAUCGAAAUGAAGUCGAGUAGACAUUCUUGCUCCA
Punica granatum (pomegranate) is the source of this 1878-nucleotide messenger RNA. The record is from RefSeq and is a predicted model, not a curated record. NCBI's taxonomy places the organism in Eukaryota, Viridiplantae, Streptophyta, Magnoliopsida, Myrtales, Lythraceae.